Molecule: messenger RNA, 3675 nt
Organism: Tachysurus fulvidraco (yellow catfish)
Lineage: Eukaryota; Metazoa; Chordata; Actinopteri; Siluriformes; Bagridae
Gene: rtn4b
Product: reticulon 4b
Exons: 9
Coding region: 181-2820 (879 amino acids)
Biological process (GO): brain development; neuron differentiation; endoplasmic reticulum tubular network formation
Cellular component (GO): neuron projection; postsynaptic density
Source: RefSeq, a predicted model, not a curated record
CUCUGUGAAGGUGGUCAUCACUUUUUAAUCUGGAAGAAGAAAGAAAGCAAAACAAAAACACGGUGAAGGUUUGUAGAAUAAACCACAGGAGGUGAGAGAGGGGGGGAUAAAAAGCUUGUUAAAAAAUAAAUAGAUAUAUAUAUAGUUAUUUAUAAAGAUAAAUAAAGUCAGGUUUUCAAGAUGGCAGACACAGAACAAGUUUCCUCAACAACUCCAAAUGAAGUGGAAGAAGACAAGAUGAAGCCUUGGACUGAGUCAGCUUGGAGUGCGACCACAGAUAAGGAACUGUUCCAGGAUGAAGGUUUGUUUGGUGUAAAACAGGAUGUCCAGAAUGUCAGAGAAGCUCCUGUGGAAGCUGCUGGAGAAGUGAGCAGACAGGAGGAGACUGAGAAGGAGAACAAAGAAUGUCUGGAGAAAUCUGUUGGUCUGGUUUCGAACCCUGUUGAGUGUGAAAGCCCUGAGGAACCUGACAGCACUCAGAUGGAGGAUACAGGAGACCAAGAACCUGUGGUUUCAUCUGCUGCAGAGCUUCACAAUGCUUUUAGAUCAGAAGAGCUCCAGGAGCUGAGAACCAAGCCUCAAGAAGAGCUUUUCUUCGAAUCAGACCACGAAACACAAGAGGAGGACUUUGGUUUUAAUUCAAGUGUGAAAGUGGAAGCCUUUUCAGCUCCUGUUGAGCCAGAGAAAGCUGUAAGUUCAGUCGUGGAGGAGAAAAAAGAGCCCGAAAGGAGGACCCUGUUGGAGGAAAGCUUCGGAGCCGACUCCGAGUCGACUCCCGCAUCCCCUGCGUCUCCAUCAGCCCAUGAACCCAGUCUUCCUUCUUCUGCUGCUGCUUCUUUUCAGAAUCUGAUGCAAUAUACUUCAGAAUACGAGGAUCUUUCAUUAAUAACUAACACGCAGCCCAGCUUUAAAACGACCAUGGAUGCGUUCGCCAACGAUCCACCUUCCAGAAGCGUGACCAGAUACGACCCGGACGUAUUAAACCAGUCCGACGAUGACUUGAUGUUCGAAACAAAAAGGAACCCUUUUCAAGACUUCUCACCUGUCGAGAAAGCUGCCAGCGAGUUCUCCGCUUUCGCUGAAACUACAGCAGACAUCAGAGCAUCGAAGAUGUCAGAUAGUCCAUCUCCAGAUCUGGUCCAGAACGCCCAUGAAUUAGAGCCGCAGGACAGUUUGUCCUCGCAGGACUACGAGCAGUCUUUUGAUUCCAGAGAAGCCGCCACAGAGUCUCUGAGGCAACAGCUUGCUUCUUCUGACUUUUUUGGGACUGGUCCUAAAGCUAAUGAGGAAUCUGGUUUGCCACCAUCUCUCCCAGAUAUUUUGAAGUCUUCUCCACGAAAUCAGGAUAAAGCAGACUCUGGAUCUUCAGAAGGAAGUCCUGAUUUUAGUCCAGUCCAUAGGAGUGGUAAUGAGUCACCAAAUGCUCCUUUCUCACUUUCGGCAAACAAUCCGUUUACUUUUGAAGCGAAGGUUCCUUUGGUUAAGGAGAUGGCCGAGGAGACCGAGGCGAAGGCUGCCGGUAGAGGACAGAUCGAGAAAGUAGGAGAAGAAGAAGAAGAGAAGGCUUCCGAGCAAAUGUUCGGCACAUUUGAUCUCGUUAAGGAAGCUGAAGUUUCACCAAAAGGCACCGAAACCAUCAUUGAAGAGCAAGACGACUUUCAGACUUUGAGCCAAGAUACCGCUCAAGUGUUUGACAAGUUCGAAUGUCUUAGCUUCCCAACUGGAAAGGCCCAAGAACAUUCUGACUCUGAAAGCCCAUCUGCGGAUUCACUCUCUCCAGUUUUGGAGGCCAUGGCAAAGAACCCAGCAAGUUUCCAGAUGGAACCCGAGAAGAACGUCGCGCAGGAGGAAACCGAGGCCACAGACGAGAUCUCCGAACAAGAAGUAUCUUCCGAGGAGUUCGAGUUUGUCGAGAAGCCUCCUCGAGGUGCCAUUGAUGACUUUUUGGAGACGCUUGAAAACCCGAAGGCAUCAGAAUUGGCCGACGACGAUGAGGACACCGCUAAAUUUGAAGAGCAGGUGGAAGAACCGAUCCCAGCUGUACAGGAGACGAAAAACCAAUCUUACUUUCUCCUCACCGAAUCGUCUAACGAGACCUCUCCGGCGAGAGGUAAGGCGGGCCUAGAGUUGUCCGAUUUCCAAGUGCCCUCCCAGGCUCCUCGGCCACCUAGUCCUGUGAUCACAAUCGAGACGGUGGCUGUGAGGAGAGCGGAACCUAAAGACCUGAAGCUGCCUAACCUGAACGCAGGAUCAGUGAUGGAGCUGCUGUACUGGCGCGACUUGAAGAACUCUGGCAUCGUGUUCGGAGCGAGUCUCCUGCUCCUGCUGUCACUCAGUGUGUGCAGCAUCAUCAGCGUGCUGUCCUACGUGGCCCUGGCUUUCCUCUCCGUCACCAUCAGCUUCAGGAUAUACAAAGGCGUGCUGCAGGCCAUCCAGAAGAGCGACGAAGGCCACCCGUUUAAGUUGUAUCUGGAGCAGGAAGUUUCUCUGCCUGAUGACGUCGUCCGCAAAUACAGCGACGUGGCCCUCGGACGGGUCAACACCGCCAUCAACGAGCUGCGCCGCCUCUUCCUGGUCGAGGACCUGGUCGACUCCCUGAAGUUCGCCGUGCUCAUGUGGAUCCUGACGUACGUCGGUGCCUUGUUCAACGGACUCACUCUUCUCAUCCUGGGUCUGGUUGCCAUGUUCACCUGCCCAGUAGUGUACGAAAAACAUCAGGCACAGAUCGAUCAUUACGUCGCCCUGGUGAGGAACCAUGUCAAGGAUGUCGUUGGGAAGGUCCAGGCUAAAAUCCCAGGAGCGAAGAAGAAAGAGGAGUGAAAGGGUUUUCCGUGCCCCGUCUCACACACUUAUUUUCACAGAUCUCUCCCCCACACAAGCCGUCACACCCGGUGGAAAUCCUGCUCGUUCUUCAUUCUGCCUUCUUUUUUUCUUCUCCUCCCUCUCUCUCUCUCUCUUCAUAUCCAGUCGCUACGAUGAAGUUGUAAAUCCUUUUGAGCCACUACUUAUUUAUCUCGACACACUGACUGGUGUAUGAUAAGACUCGUGUUCCUGACAGAGCGAUUCUAGUAUUCCAUUAACUGGGUUUGUCAACUGCAUCCUCCUCCUCCUCAUCUUCCUCCUCCUCCUCUAGGUCCUUACGUGUUUCAGAUAUAAUUCAGUUCAUUCACGUUUGUUUGUUUUUUUGGGUAUGAUUUUAGUGUUCCUGUAAUUGUACCGUUUUAUUGAUGAACCAUGUAGAAACCUUUCACAAACAGCUUCUCGCCUUCUUCGGGCGGCUCUUGCGUUGUAACCGGCAGAAGAGUCGCUCCGUACUUCAUGCUUCUGAGUAUUUCUAGGCGAAUUAGACUCGCGCUAAGAGAUAAGAGCGUUCACAUAUUAACGAGACGCCAUUUCACGUCAUCGCGGCUUAUUUAGCGAAAUCUCUGGAACGGAACGGUCGAAAGAAAAACGUUUACAAGACAUUUGACUUGGAGAAAUAUUAAAAGGAAAAAAAAAACAAAAAAAAACUAUUUGUGGACCCAAUACUUACAGCUGCAUCGUUAUGUAACAUGACUUAACAUGGCAUUGUUUGUUAUGCAAGUAAUUGUGAAUGAUACUUCAUGCGGUCGUGGUGAACAUCUGUGGAAUGCAUUGUGAAAUGUCAAACAAGCACCAAUAAAGCUUCUAGACAAA